GGAAAAACCCCCAAAUCAGGGGUUUCAAAACCAAAAAUCGGGGGUUAGAAAAACACACGAAAAUCAUCUAAAAUUGGGGUUUUCAAAAUCACACGAAAAUCAUCUAAAUUGGGGGUCUUCUGUUGGGCUUCUGUGGGUCUUCUGUGGGGCUUCUGUGAGACUUCUGUGAGGCCCCAUUUCAUACCAACCACGAAACAAGCACGGAGGACGGGGGACAAGGUUCGGUCAAGUUCGGUCAAGCUCAGUCAUUUUCGGCGGAAUGGGCGGGGAGGGUGGAGGGAAAUCCCGUCAUUUUUGAGACCAAUUUUAGACAGCAGACAGAUAGACAGUUAGACAGGGGUUUCAAAAGAUUUUCUACAAAUGUAUCUGAACUACUGAACUUCAGUAUUCAGUUUUCAGUUUAUAGGAAACUUCUGGUAUAGCUGUCUAUCUGUCUAUCUGUCUGCUGUCUCAUUUUGGUUUCAUUUUGGACGGGACUACCCCCCAUUUCCCAUUUUCGCCUAUUUUUUGGGAAAUUACUGAACUUGACUGAACUUUUACUGAACUUCCCCCCGUAGUUUUGGUUAGGUUUUCACUUCGCCCCGCACCAGGCACGAUGCCCCCGCCGAACGAGACGAAACGCAAACAGGGGAGUUUCUUAAUUCUUUUUCUUCUUGCCGUGGGCUUUGCGAAGCCUUGCUUGGCGAGAGACAUCGGAGAAGUCUUUCACAAUACUACAGAUGGGUCAGCUCCGUCCCCACCAUCUUCACCCCCCCCCCCCCGUGGUUGAAAGAGAUUCAUCAGAGGUCUUUACAGAUGGGUCAGCUCCGCCCCUACCAUCUUCGCCCCCCGCUCCGUCCGCCGCCGAGGAAACAACUUCACCGUCGCCAACUGACGGCGAUGGAGGCGAGGGAAUGAUGAACUCUGCCGAAAUGCCCACCAGCGCGGCUGUCGCACCACCGCUUCUUGACGACUUGGACGCAGACGGAGAUGAGGCGGAUGCCGCAUCAAAAGCUGGCGACCAACAGGGAACUGAACAAAUCUCUCCGCAAGAGGGCGGCGAGGAACUCGUGUUUGUAAUACACGGUUUUCCAAAAUGUCGUCACUGUGACGACGCUCAACUCGCAAAGAGGAGUGAUGACUCCCUCUUGAACGACACGAGGUUUAACACUCCACCGCGAGGUUUUGUUGAGCUUACCGAAGAGCGAGUGUUUGACCAGCGAACUGGAGCUCUUAUGUCAACGACAGGGGAUUAUGGACGACCCCUUUACAAUGACACUCAAACAUUUCGCUUCACCGUAGAUGUUGCUAAGGGAUACAAGGAAAUAUUUUACCUUACAUAUUGGUUAAAAGUUUAUCUGGACAAGGUCUACAGUAUGAUGUUUUGGAAGAAGCCAAAGCAACUAGACAUAAAUAGGGCUACAAGAGUGCUACAAGUAUCUAUCUUCGUACGAAGGUAUUCCGCCUUGAGAGUGAGUGCAGUGAGUUACCUUCGUACGAAAGUACUUUCGAAAGUAAGAAAGUACGAAAGUACGAAAGUACCUUCGAAGGUACUCUCAAAGUACUUUCGUACGAAAGUAUAGAUACUUUCGUACGAAAGUACUUUCGUACUACAGUACAUACGCACUACGUAGCUACGUACGAAAGUACUUUCGAAAGUACUUCUGAGAACUGUCAGACAGUACACACUACACAGUACGUAGUGCAAUACACUAGUCUACUACAAAGAUAGAUAGAGAGUCCACCCGACAGCUCAUUAUUAUUAUAAUUAUUCAAGACACAGAACACG
Micromonas pusilla CCMP1545 is the source of this 1768-nucleotide messenger RNA. RefSeq lists its product as uncharacterized. The coding region runs from base 720 to 1562 and encodes 280 amino acids. The transcript has a single exon. NCBI's taxonomy places the organism in Eukaryota, Viridiplantae, Chlorophyta, Mamiellophyceae, Mamiellales, Mamiellaceae. The record is from RefSeq and is a predicted model, not a curated record.